Arxiozyma heterogenica is the source of this 759-nucleotide messenger RNA. It is a transcript of the gene EMG1, whose product is annotated as 18S rRNA pseudouridine methyltransferase. The coding region runs from base 1 to 759 and encodes 252 amino acids. Gene Ontology annotation, molecular function: rRNA binding; rRNA (pseudouridine) methyltransferase activity. The record is from RefSeq and is a predicted model, not a curated record. NCBI's taxonomy places the organism in Eukaryota, Fungi, Ascomycota, Saccharomycetes, Saccharomycetales, Saccharomycetaceae. Gene Ontology annotation, cellular component: nucleolus; small-subunit processome. Gene Ontology annotation, biological process: rRNA base methylation. The transcript has a single exon.
AUGGUUGAAGAUUCAAGAGUAAGAGAUGCCAUAAGAAAUGGUGAAGAAAAAGCAUUACCUGCGUCUUUAGUCCCUCAAGCACCAACUGUUCUCACCUCCAAGGAUAAAACCACACAAAGACUAAUCGUAGUCUUAGCUCAGGCUUCUCUAGAAACACACAAGAUAUCGUCCCAUGGCCCAGGUGGUGAUAAGUAUGCUCUGUUGAACUGUGAUGAUCAUCAAGGUAUUUUGAAAAAAAUGGGUAGAGAUAUAAGUGAGGCUAGACCAGAUAUCACACAUCAAUGUCUGUUGACUCUAUUGGAUUCUCCCAUCAAUAAAGCUGGUAAAUUACAAGUCUACAUCCAAACAAGCAAAGGUGUUCUUAUUGAAGUCAAUCCAACCGUCCGUAUACCAAGAACUUUUAAAAGAUUCUCUGGACUAAUGGUUCAGCUAUUACACAAAUUGUCGAUUAGAUCCGUCAAUUCAGAGGAAAAAUUAUUGAAAGUUAUCAAAAACCCAAUCACUGAUCAUUUACCAACAAAAUGUCGUAAAGUUACUCUAUCCUUUGAUGCACCUGUCGUGCGUGUACAAGAUUAUAUUAAGAAAUUGGAUUCUGAUGAAAGUAUUUGUAUAUUUGUCGGUGCUAUGGCAAGGGGUAAAGAUAAUUUCGCUGAUGAAUACGUAGAUGAGAAGAUUGGGUUGUCCAACUAUCCUUUAUCCGCAUCUGUUGCCUGUUCUAAGUUCUGUCAUGGUGCUGAAGAUGCCUGGAAUAUUUUAUAA